AUGGGUGAACCGAUGGAGUUGCAACCUCUUCGUAAAGAUAAAUAUAACCAAAGUGAUUCCGAGGAUUAUCACGAAAUUGGCCAUGAGGCAUUACAAGAAGCUCUAUUGUCACCUAAACGUCCCGUUACACCGGUCAAAGAAUACGAUUUUUUUACAAACUACGACACAGGUUCAAGAAAACAGUCAACAAAAAAGAGGAAAAAGAAAAAAGACAGUAGACCGAAGACUAUAAGAGAUGUAAUAAGUUUAGAAUUGGCAAACAAAAGUCUCCUCAUUGAGAAUAAUAUUAUAAGAGAAGAUUCUGAAGAGCAAAAUGGUUAUAUGAAACAAAAAACAAGACUUCACAAAAUCUUGAAGUCAACUGGAUCUCAAAAUUUAGAUCGUGAGAAUGGAUUAAAUGAACUUCAAACUGAUCAUAUCAGUCCAGUUUUUCCUCAAGUACUUGAAAACAAUGGAAGCAAAGAAAUCCAUAUACCAGUACAAUACGUAGAACCAUCAUUGUUUAGCGAUGUUGUAACGGAUUACCUAGAAAGUGGCACUAAGCAGUCUCCUAAGUUUUUUGAUAUAAUAUUAAAAAAUAUUAAAUUUAAGCAUCACCAUGAGUUUUCCCUUGAAAAGCUGUAUUCUCUAAAGUUAAUUCAGUAUUAUAGAAAAUAUGAGACCUCUGUAAAUUCAUUAAAAGAGCUGAACCAGAAAAUUGAUAUCAACAGAAGAACUAUCAUAAGUUUGAAAGAAAAACUACUUCAAAUAAGUCCUUAUAGUAAAGAGGAGAUUAGAUUUGACAAUAACGUACUAAAGUAUACAAAAACGUUGCUAGAAUUAAAGGAUACAUUUUAUCACACCUUAGAAGAGCAGAAAGAAAAUAUUCAUCGCGUUAUAUGUCUCUGGGCGGAUAUUGAAUUCAUUAGAGAAAAAAGUGGUAUAACAAAAACAGAUUUGUUUCUUAAAAUUUCUGAAAACAAAAUAGAACAAAAUGAGUUUGAAAAACAAUGGAAUCAGGCGUUUGAGGUGGAGUAUUCCGAUAUGAUACUUAAAAUUGAGUACGAUUUCACAAAUAGUUAUAUUGAAUACAAAGAAUCCAAACGUCUAAGUGGUAAUGUGCAUGAAAGGAAUAAAAUUGCUAAACCGAAAUUAGAAAUUGAUUAUGAUAAGUUAAAAGAAAAUGUAGAAUUAUUAGUAAAUCGUAUAGUAUCGAAAAAAAAUAUUGAUUUAUUAUUAAAAAUGGAUAGAAGCCUAAAAAGCAAUGCAAAUCAAAGCAAAACUUCAUUUGUGAAUUACUAUUGUUUCAAAAUCUACGUAGAUAAAGUGUUUGUUUGUGAAUCUGAAAGUUAUGUUUGUGAGAAAGAACAAAGUGACGUAGAUUUCAUCGAAUAUUUGUCGAUAGAAAUUCUCCCACAAAACGAAUCUUUGAAUAUUGUUUUGUUUGAAAAUGAUGAAGAAGUGUCUUCAUUUCAAAUUAACCUUUCUGAUAUUAAAAAAAAUACUAUUCUAACGAGUUUAAAGAAUACUUUUGUUUUUGAUAAAAUUGAGGCACCCAGCUCCAAAUAUAUUGGUUGUGGGUACGAUAUUAGAGAAAUUGCUGCGAAAAACAAAGUGAGAUUAAAAACAAGCAAUUUAUUUAAAGGCAAAUUAUUAACGAACUGUGAUGUAAAUAUUCAGUUUGGUUGGAAUAAUAAGUACAACGAUAGUCAAUUUGAAUCUAUUAAGUCACAUAUGAAGUUUGGGCGCCAAAUAAAGCAAUUACAUCUUGGUAAAAAUGAGCCACGUCUAAAUCAAAUAACGGAAAUAAUUAAUAAUUUGUAUAAUACAAAUAUAGAAGAUAACCAGAUUUUGAUGAUUUCACUUAAAAAUAUUUGCAAAAGCAGACUUACAAAUGAUAAUUGUUUUAAUUUUAAUGGAGAAGACUCUGAAUACCUUAGGCUUAAGUUAUUACAUCUUAGGUCCAGCGGUGGUCUUUUUGAUUUAGAAAAUAAAUCUGUUCCUUUAUUUGCAAAUCAAAUUUCAACUGAACUGUUAUGCUGUUUACAAAAUAGUGAACAAAAAGAUCUUGAUUUUGAUGAUUUCAAAAACGAAACUGAUAAUUUGAUUGAUGUACAAAGGUUUAUAGGAGUAAAAUUUGUAGAGAAGCUUAACAAAAACGUUAUGAAGAAAGUAAAUGAUCACCUUUUAAAGAUAACACAUAAGGAUGUUGUAAGAGACUUCGAGGAAUUGAGUUUAAGAGGACUUGUCACAAACCAAACUAAUCUGAUGUUGGGUAAAGCUACUUGUAUAUCAGGACAGACACUUAUUAAAGAUUGCUUGAUGAAGGAUCAAGAAAUACAUGUAACAGUUUACAAAGCAUAUAACUUGUCAUGUAGAAGUUCAGCUGCGAUAACAAAAGAAGAAAAUGAUUGUGAUAAUAUAGCUGGUUUUAAGGUCCAUCCGCUAAGACCGUUUGUACAAGUUAGCUACCGUGCCUUGACCGCGCAAACUGCUACAGCCGUUGGUCGUCACCCAUCUUGGAAUCAUACUCUCAAAGUUAAAACAAGAUUGCAACCACUUUCGUCUAUUCAUAUAAAUAUUUACGAUCAAUGCAAGGAACAUCUCAACGAAAAAUACACCGAUGAUCAAUCUCAAAGUACCGUAGUUUAUCGGAAAUUUAACAAAUGGCUUGGAGCUAUCGACAUACCGAUGCACACCGUACUGAGUUUGGGAAAUGUCAGAGGUUCAUUUAAAAUGAACGUUCCACCAUUGAUUUUUGGGUAUGAAAACUCACCGUCAAAACAACCAGAAUCAACAUUUUCGGAAUUAAAUCAUCUGAUAAAGAAAGAAUCAACUUUUUUGGCUCUCCAAGUGACGACAAGCUUGUCUCAUUUAGGGGAAUUUCAGAACUAUCGCCAACCAAUAACUAAUGAUUCUGAAGCCGAUUUUAUCAUACGGCAUCUAAAUGAAUUUGUGACUGAGUAUAUUAAUGACUUUCCCGCAAGAAAUAUUUCUUUAACGUUUAUUGAUAGCGCAGGGAGGAAUAAGUGCGUUUCGGAGUUCUUGCAAGCAAUCCCAGUUCCAGAUUAUGAGUGCUUUCCAGUAGACCCGAGGAAGUCAGAAUCAGCUCGAUCUAAAAGUUCCGGUUACUCAAAGAGUUCCUCAUCUAAAAGCAGUAGAAAGAAGUCUUUAACUGAUGAUAGGGAAUCCGUGAGUGUUGAAACUUGGAAAAGUGGUGAAAUUCAAUUGAAUAAGUAUAUAGAUGCGGUUGUGAGAUACGUAUCUCUGAUACCGACGUAUGAAAAGGUGGAGCCGUAUGUUGUCACUUUGAUGGGAGUGGAACUCUUGAAAGUUUUAUACGGCUCUCCUUUGGAUCACACAAUUUUACUAGCAAGUUUUUUUUUACAUUUAGAAGUAAAAUGCUGGGUCAUUAUUGGGUUUGCCUUACCACGUGGACUAAGCAGUUAUGUCUUAGUGCAGUACUAUAAUAAUAAGAUAUUAAAGAGUAACGAUCUGUUCAAAGCAAGGGGGAUUUGUGGUGGAAGCGAUGGAUUUACUUGGUACAUAUACGAUGCAGUUGCUGGUGAGAGAUACGAGUUGAGAGAGAUUGGAUGUCCGUUGAAAACAGUCAGUUAUGUUUUUGAUUCAGAAAAUAUAUGGGUGAAUACUCAGCCUGUGCAAGAUUGUGAAAGCGUCUCUUUUAAUUUUUCGAAAUCGUCUGAUUGGCAGACUGUUUUCAACAAGCCUUUAUUCACCACGAGACCCUUAACCGAAAGUCCGUAUAGCAAACCGGAAGAUGUCGAAAGUCUACGUGUAAACUUGGAGACAAAAAUUAAAAAUAAAAUUCAGAAAUGGCGUUCGCACAUUAAGACUAUUUGGAACAGAUAUUGCAGCACACUAUUACGUGAGAUGCUGCCGCACUGGGAAUAUUGGUCAUUUAAUCCGACAGAAACGCGCACGAGUCCCGGACAUCGUUUGAAACAAUUUAUGGCUACGUACAAGAUGUUCGGCUUCCCACUGAAUAUGGCAUAUUUAAAUUCAAAGCUUAUAAUCUCGAGGAUAAAAUCCACAGCAAUACAUAUAAACGAUGAUCCGAAUGCGGAAUUUGGUCUGGGAGUUGAGGUUUACGCCUAUCCUAACAAUGUUUUGAGCGUUUGGGUGUUUCUAGCCAGUAUUAUAAGAAUUUAGAAAGAAAGAAUGUUUUAUUUUUACUUUGUACCAAUACCGAUACAAACUUUGUACAAUACCAACGACACUACGUAUGUUAUGUGUGGCACGACCUAGACAGUGCCAGUUCAGCGUUGGGAGCAUACAGCGCUGAUUUUCAGAUGGAACCUUG
This is a messenger RNA of Pararge aegeria (speckled wood butterfly), 4300 nucleotides long. It is a transcript of the gene Cc2d2a, whose product is annotated as protein CC2D2B. Gene Ontology annotation, cellular component: ciliary transition zone. The coding region runs from base 1 to 4149 and encodes 1382 amino acids. The record is from RefSeq and is a predicted model, not a curated record. Lineage: Eukaryota; Metazoa; Arthropoda; Insecta; Lepidoptera; Nymphalidae. Gene Ontology annotation, biological process: protein localization to ciliary transition zone; non-motile cilium assembly. The transcript has 11 exons.